AGAAUCAAUUCACUUAUUUUCUGUUCGAUCAUCGUUGCAGACGAGACUGAAAGAUGAAGUUGUCGCUCCUUUUCUUAGGUCUCUUUUUGGUUGCUACUUCUCUGAGCAACCCUGCUCCGGAAAGUAUUAUGGAACUGUUGUUGAAGGCCCGUCAAGACCGUCUUUCCACUCUCGUGCAAGCCAUUCAAGCUGCUGGGUUAGCUGAAACAUUACAAAAGGAGGGCCCUUUCACGCUUUUCGCUCCCGUAAACGAUGCAUUCAAGAAGCUACCAGAAGAAAGUGUUGCAAAAUUAACUGCUACCCCAACUGAACUUAAAAAGUUGCUCUUGCGUCACGUUGUCAAAGGCAAUAUUCCUCUCAGUGAGCUCAAAACUGGCGAUCUGACCAGCCUAGAAGGAGGAAUUUCUAAGAUCACGGUGUCUGCACCAGAUAACAUAACUGUGGACAAAGCCAAGAUCUAUGCUCCGAUGAAUUUGACGUCAACUACGGCUGUUAACGGCGUGAUUCACUUUAUCGAUCACGUCUUACUUCCUUGAACCUCAAGAAAAAAAUGUAUUACGUAUUUUCUAUUCUCAUGAACAGACCGAAACACUGUCAAAAUUACCUUCUGUGUAGCUCUGGGUUGUAUUCAGCAAUCAAUCAAAAUAUACUUUAGUUAUCGCAA
Messenger RNA from Daphnia magna, 664 nucleotides. RefSeq lists its product as uncharacterized. NCBI's taxonomy places the organism in Eukaryota, Metazoa, Arthropoda, Branchiopoda, Diplostraca, Daphniidae. Gene Ontology annotation, biological process: extracellular matrix organization; cell adhesion. The coding region runs from base 54 to 536 and encodes 160 amino acids. The transcript is spliced from 3 exons. Gene Ontology annotation, cellular component: extracellular matrix. The record is from RefSeq and is a predicted model, not a curated record. Gene Ontology annotation, molecular function: cell adhesion molecule binding.